Messenger RNA from Erpetoichthys calabaricus (reedfish), 1367 nucleotides. It is a transcript of the gene dydc2, whose product is annotated as DPY30 domain containing 2. NCBI's taxonomy places the organism in Eukaryota, Metazoa, Chordata, Cladistia, Polypteriformes, Polypteridae. Gene Ontology annotation, cellular component: Set1C/COMPASS complex. The record is from RefSeq and is a predicted model, not a curated record. The transcript has 6 exons. Bases 84 to 653 code for a protein of 189 amino acids.
CAUGGAGAUGACAGAGCGCUUCCGGACGCUGUGCAUGAACACCGAAGCCAAAGAAAGUCAGUUAAAAACAAUUGCCAGGAAGAAUGGACUCAGAAUAUUUAAUGAAUACUCUUGGAAAAUGUCUUGUGGAGGGAUUAGCAGAAGUAUCCAGAAAAAGACCCCGGGAUCCCAUUGAAUAUCUUGCACACUGGAUUUAUAAAUACAAAGAAAAUCUGGAAUACAGAGAAAAGAAAAAAAUUCAGCAGGCCCUGCUGGAACAAGAAAUAGAGAAAGCAAAGCAAGAAGCAGAGCUUCAGCAAAAAAUGAAAGAAGAAGAGGAGAGGUUAUCGAAGGCACUCCAACAGCAUCUUAAAGAAGAAGAAGAACAUUUGGCAGCUUCGGAAGCACCUCUGGGAGAACUGGCAGAGAAAUCUGGGGCUCCAAGCCUUCCAUCUGUACAAGAAGGCGAUGAAAGCAUUUCUGCUCCUGUGAAAGAUCCUCCUGUGGGACAAGAUGAAAGUGCUCCUCAGCAUGGUGCUUCAGAAGAAUCUAAACCUGCACAAACCCAGCCUGGAGAAAGUAACCAACAGGAAGAGACAAAAGACCCCCCAGUGGAAGUCACUGAGCCUAAGGAGGAACCUCAGGGCAAUUUGGAAGCAGCAAAAAAUGAAUAAAUCACUAAUAACCAUUACUUUCUAAUUAAUUGUGUUAUUUUGCCAACUAGUUUCUUUCAUAAUUUCAUACUUUGUUUUUUUUCUACUUUUGUGACUUUAAAAAUGUUGCCUUGUAUUUAUUUAAAAUGCUGAACUGAGGAAUGGAGAUUUGCUCCUUCUGGGGUGAGGCAAAUGGACAAGAAGUGUAAGGAUAAUCUGAACUUGAACAGAACACUCAUUACAGGUGAUGAAUUUUCUUCAAGCUGUUUGUAUUUUUGCUUUGUUCCUUUUUAUACAAUUCAAAUCUAUAUUAAGGCAGAUUAAGUUUGGUGGAUGUCAUUCAGUCCAUAACAGCCAAAAGUAAUUGUUUUUGUUCACUUUGAGUGGUAUCUGUGAUGGGGGAGACAAAUUAUUCUAAGCCAUUAGGCACACUGGCAAGGGAUUUGCGAGUAUGUGCCCACAAAAGAGAAAGAUUCAAAAUUAAUCUGCUAAAAUUAGUGUCAAGUAGCAUGAAGUCUUUAAAAUGUAUAAAAACUAAUUUGAAAAUCUCUUUGUAUGCUACAGUUGGAACUAAAUUAUGCAAAAUAAAUUAAAAUAAAUGCAUAUCAUUUUCCUACUGUGUAAUUCUGCAGCAUUUAAACCACCAAAGUGAUUACUUAAAAUUAUUUGUACGCACAGGAUUUCACUUUCUUUGUAAUAUUCAUUGUAUUCAUUCAAAUAAAAAACUGUAAAACU